UUAAAAUUGAAACUAUGAUCAUGGCACUAGGGAGUGGUGCCAUAUUCCUAACAUUGAUUUUGUGUUUGAUCUGUCACAAAAAGAUACAAGGUAAAAAUCAUAUGUAUAUAUCUCACUAAAAUGAUAAAAAAUAUUUCCAAUUAAUGUAUACUUUUAGACUUUAAAGUAUCAAGUUGUUUUUAAUUAACUACAUCAAAAAUAAAGCAAUGACACUUUUGAAAAGUGUUGUCUGCAGUGCAACUGUUUAUCUUUUUAGAAGGGGAAAUAUCAUUUUAAAAACAAAAUAGCAAUCGUCACCCUUACAUUAAAAGUAAUUUAAAGGAAAUUUGAUCUGAAAUAUGAUAAAUAAUUACCCAAAAUGUGUUAUGAAUUGGGUCCUGGUCGGCUGAGAGCUAUACACCGAGACACUCAACAACAAACGCAGUUUUUUUCUUUUGAGUUAUAUCUCCCUAAAUGCUUCGCUAAGCAAAAAAGUAAUUAUCAGCUCCCUGGAUUGAUGGGACUCAUUUACCUUGGUUGGCAACUGACCUAUGACAAGGAAAAUUCUGAGUUCAAACACGGAUAUAGAGACUUGUAGAUGGACAUGAUUUACACAAUCAAAAUACCGCAUCUCCUGCAACGCUACUGGUGACACAUUUAACCAUUCACAUAUUAUGUCUACAUCGGUUAUCCAGAUGAGUGGACAGAGGUGAUUUACUGUCUAAGGAAAAUUUUUAUCCACAUUUUUGUGGAAUAUGGAUGCUGGAUAAAUCUAAUGUUUGUUACUAUGUUAAUUAAAGUCUUUUCCUUUAAAAGAUCGAAAAUAAAUAAUAUAAAAGUUAGUACAUAUUACAUAAGUUUUAAUACUGUUUACAAUAAACAAAUGUAAUGAAUAUUUUAUAUUGAUUUUCUUUUAAUCAGAGGGAAAGAACCUACUUGAUAAUUGUUUAAAGUGUACACAAGACAAGAGUUUAAACGGUGGAUAUGAUGAAAUCAAUGAUGGAUAUAUCGUAGCUAACCAUGGCGUGUACGAAGGGGAACAAAAUACUAGACAGGGUAUUAUAACAAUUGAUGCAACCAUAGAAAAUCAAGAUUACGCCUACGCUGAUGAAAUUUGUGUGUCAGUACAAAAUGUAGAAUCUGAAAACAUGCUAAAUGAAAGUAAUGUUGAAGAAAAUAUAAAUAUUGCUUCCAAUAAUGACACAAUGUCAUUAAAUGCACAUACCCUUGCCCUUGCCGAUCAUAGUAAAGUUAACAUAAAUUAUAAUGUACAAAGUACCAACGCAUCUGUUACAAUGACAAUGAGUAGAUUUGGAGUAAGUGAAGUAGCAUUACAUGAUGUGACAAAUAAUAGUGAAGUAUCAAUUUAGGGUACAUUAUUGAUAUUAAAAGAGAAGCUGCUAGUAAAGAAUAUAAAAAUAAAUGAAC
Lymnaea stagnalis (great pond snail) is the source of this 1407-nucleotide messenger RNA. Lineage: Eukaryota; Metazoa; Mollusca; Gastropoda; Lymnaeidae. The record is from the annotation of a GenBank genome assembly.